UCCUUCUUCCCCUUUAAACCACAAACAACAAGGCAACAAAUAAAAUGGGGGAAGGGAAAAUCGAAAGACGAAAUAUACAGAGCAGAAGCCGCUGAUGAAACUCUAUACGAACUGAUUGCGAUUCCCCGAACCUCUCGUCUCUUUUCUUACCUACUAUAAUAUACAGCAAACUCUGAAUUGUUCUUGUUUUUUUAUAGUGGAGAAGGUAACAUUAAUUGAUGAUAAUGGCUGUGAGAGCGCCAAUUGCAGGCAUGAGCAUGGCUUCUUCUACAGUUACUCCUUCUCCUAAUGGAGGUGUCAUUGUUGUGAAAGCGCCGCCUCUGAGACGAUCGUUUUUUGGUCAUGGAGUGUGUACCCCAAAAUACAGCGGAAUGCGACUAUCUUAUUCUAGUAUAUCAAGAUGUAAAAGUCAUCGAGGGGGUGCGCUUGGUACUCAAAUGAACCUCUUUGAUCGGUUUGCUAGAGUUGUUAAGUCAUAUGCAAAUGCUCUGAUAAGCACCUUUGAGGACCCAGAGAAAAUAUUGGAACAAACUGUUAUUGAGAUGAAUGAUGAUUUGAUCAAGAUGCGUCAAGCUACAGCACAAGUUUUGGCUUCUCAGAAGCAGUUGGAAAACAAAUAUAAAGCCGCACAACAAGCUUCUGAAGAUUGGUACCGCAGAGCGCAACUUGCUCUAGGGAAGGGUGAUGAGGAACUUGCUCGUGAAGCUCUUAAACGUAGAAAAUCUUAUGCUGAUAAUGCAAAUGCUUUGAAGGCUCAGCUUGAUCAGCAGAGAAGUGUAGUUGACAACCUUGUGUCUAAUACAAGGCUCUUGGAAAGUAAAAUACAGGAAGCAAAGUCUAAAAAGGAUACUCUAAAAGCUCGAGCUCAGUCUGCCAAGACUGCAACAAAAGUGAGUGAGAUGUUGGGGAAUGUGAAUACUAGCAGUGCUCUGUCAGCUUUUGAGAAGAUGGAAGAAAAAGUUUUGGCGAUGGAAUCUCAGGCAGAGGCACUCAAUCAACUAACCAGUGAUGAACUUGAAGGAAAGUUUGCUUUACUAGAGACUUCUUCAGUUGAUGAUGACCUUGCCAGCUUGAAGAAAGAACUAUCUGGAAGCACCAAGAAGGGAGAGCUUCCGCCGGGGAGACCAGUUUCAUCUGCAUUGAAGUUUCAAGAUCCUGAAAUCGAGAAGGAGCUGAACGAAUUGAGGCAAAAGGCUAAGGAGUACUAGCAGCAAGAGUUGACACUUGGGUGUAAUUAGCAUGCUAUAUUGAGGAAUUCCGAACACCCAAAAGGCUUCUGCAUUUCGGGUCAAACUUGGAUUCUGAAAGUGGAAACAAGAAGAAGAAUUCAUUCAGGUCAAUUAAUGAAUGAUUAUAUGUUUAUGCACGGUGGCUUUAAUUGCCGGUUAGGAAGUUUUGUAUAUUAUCUCAGUUAUUUAUGCACUCUUCGAAAGAUUUGCCUCGUUAAGUUUAUCAUAACAUGUGUAUUCUGGAGCCUACUCAAACUUUCACAUUUCAUUAAAAAGUACAGAUUAUAGUGUGUGCUCU
Messenger RNA from Sesamum indicum (sesame), 1527 nucleotides. RefSeq names its product plastid transcriptionally active 4 (gene PTAC4). The record is from RefSeq and is a predicted model, not a curated record. NCBI's taxonomy places the organism in Eukaryota, Viridiplantae, Streptophyta, Magnoliopsida, Lamiales, Pedaliaceae.